This is a messenger RNA of Capronia coronata CBS 617.96, 1674 nucleotides long. RefSeq lists its product as uncharacterized. The record is from RefSeq and is a predicted model, not a curated record. Gene Ontology annotation, biological process: positive regulation of transcription by RNA polymerase II. Bases 1 to 1674 code for a protein of 557 amino acids. The transcript is spliced from 2 exons. NCBI's taxonomy places the organism in Eukaryota, Fungi, Ascomycota, Eurotiomycetes, Chaetothyriales, Herpotrichiellaceae. Gene Ontology annotation, molecular function: zinc ion binding; DNA-binding transcription factor activity, RNA polymerase II-specific; sequence-specific DNA binding. Gene Ontology annotation, cellular component: nucleus.
AUGGCGCAUGCAGUCACCGCGACGAUAUUCCGCAAGAAGUUUGGCGAAUAUCCGGUCGCAAAGGUCUUUGCGACCACUGACUCGGUGCCCGAUCUCGCGGAGUUAGAGACGCCAGCGUACAGCGCAGCCUUCGACGCCGAUCCAAUGGUGAGAAGGCAUGCCGCUUGCGACGAAUGCAGGAAACGAAAACUAAAGUGUUCAGGCGAGCCGAGCGGCUGCGAACGAUGCCUCAAGCACCAGCUGAUUUGUCACUAUUCCGCUCAGAAACAGAUGGGACGUCCGCGCAAGAGACGGAAGGUGAAUGACACUCCAGGACACCUGAAUAAUACUUCGAUAGAGGCGACGGGGAAUUACAUUCCUGCUAUUCAUCAGUCGGCACUACCAGUACAACCCCCUCUCCCAACACUGCAGCCUCUUCAGACAACGGUCGGACAGGUUGACGCAGAACUACCUGCCUUGACGAUCGAAACCGCAAACUUCGAGGACAUCUGCAGCGCACCGAUAAGUCAAGCCAUCAAGCACUCCCAUAUCCAGGCCAGAGCCCAAACACAUCCCAGAUCACCGCCCUGUCGAGACAGCGGCAGUGAUUCCGCGACCAGAGACUCCGACAGCACGUUGCUGUAUGAUGGGCUUGCGACGGCGCCGGUCGAUGGUCUCGCUGCAGGAAUGGCUACAGCGACCACGUCGUACAACACUGACGUGUCUCAAUGGCCGGACUUUUCAGACAUGACUAUGCUGCCCAUGCUCGUGCAAGACAACCAUCGAAAGGAGAACCGGUCGCCACAGUCUCCUGCAAAUUUCUUCCCUGGGACAGAUGGAAAUGAUACAUUCUAUAUGGGAGCCGGGGCGGUCAUCGAUCUCGAUGCAGACCCAAACUCACUUGCACAGCUACCCGCAAUCCCCGACUGUCCGUGCCUGCCGAAUUUAUACCUCACUCUGUCCACGUUAUCGACGCUCAGUGCCUUCCCUGUAUCAUCAGGCACAAUAGACACACUGCUCGGCGCGCAUCGUACCGGGCGCGGGGCGGUAUACUGCGAAGUAUGCCCGCAGAAGUUCCAGUCCGGCUCGCAGAACGUCAUGCUGUGCGGUAUGCUGAUUACCAUCCUAGCAGACCAAUGGCAACGGGUGAGAAAGGCAACGGCAGCCGAUCUGAAAAGUGGGUUCGGCACAAGUACAGACGGGGAAGGGUUCUUGCGACCGACAAGACCUACACCGGGUCCUGAUGGCGAGGCGGAUUCGUCCACAUCCGCCCAUACAUCAUGGACUCCUAGGUCGAUGUCCAUCGAGGAAGACCUGGAAUGGCGUACAUUCGGAUACAGACUGGUGCGCGCGCACGUUUUUGGCGAUGCCCCAGUCCCCACGCCUCCAGGCUCACCAGUUCCGGCCAAGCCGACCACGCCCAGACCUUCUUACACACUAAAUGAUCUGUGUAGUGCUCUGGAGAGACGCCAAAGACAAUGGCACGGCCUGGAGCCAGGAUCUGACGAAUUUCCUGCCCGAAUGACCGGCGACCUUUCUGAAGGGCACACAGCUGGCAUGACGCAGAUAGAGCUGAAACGAUGUGAAGACGAGACUCUCGCGAACGGUGACGAACAUUUAUGCCUCAGAAUAGUCGGCCAUGCAAAGACGGUCAUGCGGAGCCUGGAUGUAAGCCCACCGUUACUGGAGACCUAA